AAGCGAGAGGGGAAAAGCUUUGCACGAGAAUAGCUCAACCAUGUCUGCAUAUCAGCGUACCCCAUAAAGCCCUCCUCUCUGACUCACUUCUCUGAAAUUUCCUGCACAAAUUAAGCACAUACUGGAGGAGGGAGUGAUCAGGGUGAGCAGCUGGUUCUUGAGCAAGCUCUCGAUCGGCCAUGGCGUUCAGACCGGGCCUGCUGUUCCUGCGCCUUGGUGCCUCCAUUGCGCUGCUCCUCGCCCUCUCCGCGCUGGUGCCUUCGUCAGGCAGAAUAUUGGAAGACGUGGGAAGCGUUAAGAUCCAUUUACCCGGACUGUGUAGGGGUGAUAAGGGAUGCCUGACCCCACCACAUUGCCUCUUCUGUUGUCCGUUUAAUAGCCAGUGCUAUUUUUCAGAAGAAGAGUGCACGACUGAAUGUCCCAAGUAUUCUCCCCUAGAUCCAGUGGUGGCGUCGAGUACUCGUGCACUGCCGCCUCCCGUCUAAGCUCUAGCAAAUAUAUUGCAUGAUCUGCGGAUGGAUAAUUCCUUCUGGUAAUAAAAAUGUCAUGAUGUUUGUGUAUCA
This is a messenger RNA of Lolium perenne, 563 nucleotides long. Lineage: Eukaryota; Viridiplantae; Streptophyta; Magnoliopsida; Poales; Poaceae. The record is from RefSeq and is a predicted model, not a curated record.